CCCUGUGUCCCCCCCCUUCCUGCCCCAGUGGCCCCCCCAGGAGGAGGAAGAAGAGGAGGAGGAGGAGGAGGAGGAGUUGGAGUUGGAGGAGGAGGAGGAAUGGCGGCACCGUGGCGGGUACUGGAGCCCGCCCAAAAAUCCAUAAAAAUUUACUGAUCCCACCUUUUCUUACCCCAAACGAGCUUUACCUGGGCGAGAAGUAAGGCCAAAGGCUCCCACAGCAUGGCUCAGGCGAGUCUCCUGGCCUGCGAGGGGCUCUCGGGCGUGUGCCUCGUCCCCACCGUCGCCAGCAAGAAGAUGAUGCCCAAAUCCGGAGGGAAACAGGACGGGAGCCGGGAACGGGGCUCCAGCCCCGACCUCCUGUCCCUCCGCCAGGACCCCGACAAGCCCCGUGCCCGCAAGGACGACGACGCUCCCGAGGCCUCCAACCCCAAGAAAUCCAUGAAAAAGCGCCGCAAGCGGGUUCCCGGCGCCGAGGGACCCCCCAGCUCCUCCCGCCGAGGAUCCCAGAUGGUGGUGAUUGAGCAAAACGGCUCCUUCCAGCUCAAGAACUUCAUCUGCGACCACUGCUUCGGCGCCUUCCGGAGCAGUUACCACCUCAAACGGCACAUCCUCAUCCACACCGGGGAGAAGCCCUUUGAGUGCGACAUGUGCGACAUGCGCUUCAUCCAGAAGUACCACCUGGAGCGGCACAAGCGGGUGCACAGCGGGGAGAAGCCCUACCAGUGCGAGCGCUGCAUGCAGAGCUUCUCCCGCACGGACCGGCUGCUCCGACACAAGCGCAUGUGCCAAGGCUGCCAGACCAAGACCCCGCCCGACUCCCAGCUCCUGCUGUGAAAAUCUGGGAAUCCCGGGAAGUUCGGGGGGUGCGGGAGGGGGGUGUUUCCUCCCGCACCCCUCCAUCACCAUGCUCUGCCUCACCUGGAUUUCUCACCCCCUCUAAGGACGGGGAAGAACCCGAGCGCUGCCAGCAUGAAAAAACUUGGAUCGUUCCUGCCCUCCGGCUUAAAAACUUGGAUUAUGAUCCCAAAAAUCCUCCUGAAAUCUUCAAGUGCCCCCCUCCCCCACCAUCAUUAUAGCCCUGAAUCCACCCCUCCCCCUCUCAGGAAAGACUGGGAACCCCCAAACUGCCCGAAAUCCCAGCGGAUCCAGGAUACCUGUGCACAGGUAGGAGGGUCCCGCUGGCAGCAGCAGCAUCAAUCCCUCUCUUCUUUAGGAAAAGGAGGAAAACUGAAGAUGUUGGGGGGCUGCUUCAGCUUGGGGGGUGCACCCCCAAUACUUUUUUUGGAAAAUAGGAAAAAAAUGAAAUUUGGGAUACCCCCUUGAGCGGCGGAUCCCGUGGGACACUCAGCGGCACUUCCCAUUUCCUCUGAAACUCCUUCAGAUUUUGGGGGGGUUCUACUUCUGUGUGGUUUUGGGGUGCUGUCUAUGCCCCCAUGCCGGGACGUCUGCGCCCUUGGGGGGGUGGCUAGGGCCCCCCAGUUUCCUGGAAAAUGGUGUUCCAAGAGCAAGGAAAACCCCUGGAUCAAGGGUGAGGUGUGGGGGAGGGUAGGAGCAGCCACAAGCCCCCCAAAACCGCGAGUGGGGCCCCUGCUCUCCCCCCAUUUUUAGGGUGUCCCUGUCCCCCAGCACAGACUGCUCCAAGGGGCAAGAGAGAUAAGUUUGGUCUCCCCCAUUUUUGUGCCCUGAACCCCCGUUCUGGGCCUGGAGGAAUUUUGGGGGGGACCCAAAUUUUGGGGACGUCCCCUAAUGACACUUCAAGAAGGACUUUGGCUCUGCUGAGCCCAUUCCCCCAAAUUUGUGGGGCCCAGGGGGGAGCAAUUUGGGGGCUCUGGCAAGGGUUGGGGUGCUGUGGGGGGGCUGGGGGA
Prinia subflava (tawny-flanked prinia) is the source of this 1868-nucleotide messenger RNA. It is a transcript of the gene ZNF740, whose product is annotated as zinc finger protein 740. The transcript is spliced from 7 exons. Gene Ontology annotation, cellular component: nucleus. Gene Ontology annotation, biological process: regulation of transcription by RNA polymerase II. Lineage: Eukaryota; Metazoa; Chordata; Aves; Passeriformes; Cisticolidae. The record is from RefSeq and is a predicted model, not a curated record. Gene Ontology annotation, molecular function: RNA polymerase II cis-regulatory region sequence-specific DNA binding; DNA-binding transcription factor activity, RNA polymerase II-specific. Bases 223 to 837 code for a protein of 204 amino acids.